AUGAGCAACUGCCCCCUCUGUGAUCCAUCCGGGUCUAUAGCGGGAUUGAUCGGGCCUCAAUUCUGCGCCGCCGGAUCAAGACCGGCAUCAUCUCCUUUGAACCCUCGAGCUCCAGUAUAUCAGUCCUCAGCUUCCUCCACAAGGGUUGUCUCUUUGCCUCGUCCGUCAGAAGGUGCCCCAGGCUCUGGGUCAAACACACGGCCUCCAGAAGGGGGACACGCAUCUGAAGAGAUACAUCCCCCAGAAGAGGAAUGCGCAUCUGGAGAGAUACAGCCUCCAGAAGAGAAACGCGCAUCUGAGGAAACACAAUCUACAGGGGAGGGCCAUGGAUCUGAAGAGAGAUAUGCAUCUCAAGAAACACAGUCCCCCAGAAAGAGACACGCAUCUGAAGACACAGGGUGUGCAAAAAAGAGGCAGUCACUUUCCCCGCCCCUUCAAAAGAUUACUUCGCGUGGAGGCAGCAGUUCUCCUGAACCAGCACACUCGGUCCGAGGAGGCACUUCAGCACCGGUGGCGGCUCCAACACCCGAUGUUGUCGCACGGCCUCCUGUGGACGAAGAGAUCCACGAGACCCCCAAAAUCCAGUCUCAUGAUCCAUCCCCCCCUUUAGACCAGGAUCAGGAGAAGAAGCCGGACAGGAAACCAGGGCCGACUUGGGCAAAUGUUGCUCAAAUCACCAAAAAGCAAACAAACCAGUCCCACCUGAAAAUAAACGUGCGACCUGCGAAACCAAAGUAG
Fusarium proliferatum ET1 is the source of this 738-nucleotide messenger RNA. RefSeq lists its product as uncharacterized. Bases 1 to 738 code for a protein of 245 amino acids. Lineage: Eukaryota; Fungi; Ascomycota; Sordariomycetes; Hypocreales; Nectriaceae. The record is from RefSeq and is a predicted model, not a curated record. The transcript has 2 exons.